AUCUGGCCCUAAAGAACCUGAGGGAGCCAGAGGCGGAGGAAUAGAGAAGGCUGCAUAGGAGCUGCAGCGCGGUGCGGCGAGCACACACCCCGGCCCGCGAGGCCCCGGGCUCGCCCAUGAGGCCUCUGCCCAGCGGGAGGAGGAAGACCCGAGGCAUCUCCCUAGGACUCUUCGCCCUCUGCCUGGCCACAGCCCGCUGUCUGCAGAGUCAGGGCGUGUCCCUGUACAUUCCUCAGGCCACCAUCAAUGCCACCGUCAAAGAAGACAUCCUGCUCUCAGUUGAGUACUCCUGUCAUGGAGUGCCCACCAUCGAAUGGACAUAUUCGUCCAACUGGGGAACGCAGAAGAUCGUGGAGUGGAAACCAGGGACUCAGGCCAACAUCUCCCAAAGCCACAAGGACAGAGUCUGCACCUUUGACAACGGCUCCAUCCAGCUCUUCAGUGUGGGAGUGAGGGAUUCCGGCUACUAUGUCAUCACCGUGACGGAGCGCCUGGGGAGCAGCCAGUUUGGCACCAUUGUGUUGCACGUCUCUGAGAUCCUCUAUGAAGACCUGCACUUUGUCGCUGUCAUCCUUGCUUUCCUCGCUGCUGUGGCCGCAGUAUUAAUCAGCCUCAUGUGGGUUUGUAAUAAGUGUGCGUAUAAGUUUCAGAGGAAGAGAGGACACAAACUCAAAGAAAGCACAACUGAGGAGAUUGAGCUGGAAGAUGUUGAGUGUUAGCCAAGGCUGGGCCUGACUGCAUUCCUACCUCAAGAGGAAACCAUUCUCCAACAAAAAGAGCAAGCACAGCUAUUAUUCUCAUUGUGUGUGGUCCCGUUGCAGCCUGCUCCUAACAGGACAGUGGGAGAUUAACAACAUUGACUGCAUGGAGUUGAGGACUGUGGAUGGGACAAAGCUAGUUUUAGGACUUGCGCUAAGUUCAAGGAGAAGAGUGAUUGAGGCUUUGAACCAGGAGCUUCACUUGGCUGCAACAUCAGGGCCGUGCUGACCCAUAACCAAUGGGUGAGUGCAGGCAUUGGCUGCUUGCUCACAACACUCGCUCUGGCAUGCAGGAUGGCCUGUUGUCAGAGUCCCUGUAUCAGAGGCCAGAGGAUUUCCAGAUGGAUGUGCAGCCAGCAUUAGAACAUGCUUUCUGUGCUCCUGCCUGCUCUGCAACUGCUGUGCCUACCAGCCCCCUAUCUGGUAUCCCACAAGCAAGCACUACUGUGGGAGCUAUUCUGGGAAAACCUGAGGCUUUUAGACAAUCUGCUGCCUCAGAGCAGAGGUGGAAACAGACUGGGGGUGGGGGUUGGUGCUGUUGUGCUGCAAUGAGUUGCUCAUUAGUGAGGCCCAGUGGCUGGGAGUUUUAUGGGAGAGGAGCUCAAGGGACUCCUGAGAGGCCAUCUUUGGAUACAAGGAAUAGAGAGAAAAUUAUCUUUCUCUUCCUCCCUCACUCCAAUGUUAAUUGGAUUUUCCCUCCCAUGGCUCAAACUUAGGCCAUUGUAAGUAAAACAACAGCUCAUCUCCACUAUGGGCAGCACCUGGCCUCCUGACGCACUGGAUGCCACCUGUGUGAAAGCUGAGCUUGCUCAGUGGGUGAUGCAGCUGGAAAAUCAGUCAUCUCGGGCUUUGGAUCUGUCCCCCUCAGUCACUAACACUUCACGUCUCAAGUCAGGCCCUUGCCCUCUCCUACCUGGGCUGAGGAACGCUUGGCCCUUGCCUACCUCACAGUCAGGGUAUCAAGAGAAGCCCACAGUAUGCACAGAGUUCUCUGAGCAACUUACGAAAAGCAUGAGGCUUCUUCAAGGAUCUGGAAAGCUAUACUGGAAAAUGCUAUUCUAUCUGAGUAUUAGAAAUUGAUAAAAUCCUCUGAGGUCUUGGGGCUCCAGGUGAGAUUGGGGACUGGACCACAGCUGGCCUUGGUCAUUAUUCCCUUAGGUUGUUGGUCACCAUGUUCACCUGUAAGUUUCUCCAUCCCAACUUCCAUUUGACAAGCUCUAAAAGCAGGCAUGGAUUUAUUUUCCAUUCUCUUAUCUCUCCAAUAUUCAUAGCUACAGACCAAAGGUACCAUCCGAUGAUGAUGUGUUCCUAGUCCUCAGCUGCAAAUUCACCCAUGCAAAGGUUAAGAAGUGCUAGAACAUUCCUUUCUCUUCUCCCUCCUUUCAGGCCUCCAAUGUCCAUAUCUUCUCUAUUUCCUAUGUGGCAGAGGAGUUGCUUGGAUAAGUUACAGCCCUUUCCCUCAAUAUUGAAUCCAGAGUUUUGGGAAGGGAUAUCUCAGAAUAUUCAGACAGGAACUCUCAGUAUCCAGAGCAGGACUCCCAAGGCACUGCUUGAUUCAAAAGGUGACAGCAGUUGGUCUACACAACGGAUGUGUAGCUCUAGCACCUGACAGGUAGAAGAUACUCUCAAGGCGCCUCCUGUAGACACAUGCGUAAACUCACACACUGUGCCCUUUCCCCAUGCAGCAGUCGGAGGAACCAGGCCCUGGGCCAGGACAGUUUCCAGUGCUGUGAAGAAACGAGGUGAGGAGUAUCCAAGGGGCUCAAGGAUAAUCUGCUAAUUUCUUUCUCGUCUUUCACACAGAGAGGCCACCAGCAGGAAAGAAGUAGGAGUUGGGUAGCUGCUGGGGCCAGCGUGUCCUCUUCCACACUACCUGCCUUUCAGAACUCUGCUCUUCCGCUUGUCCGAAGUCAGGGCUGGCAAUCUUCAUAAUCAAAGGGGAGUUGGAAAAGAAUACCCACUAAGAGGCCUCCAUGGCAAAUGUCAAUUAAAUUGCCCCCCCAAAAUCUCAUGACAGUUUAUUCACAUCAGUAGUGUGGAAAGUUACAAUUUUUUUUUUUUUUUUUAAAAAGCUUCUUUCCUUGGCUUUCCAUUUCUUUGAAAAAAAGGUUUCUUUUGAAUUUUUAAAGCUCUGCCAUCCUGAACAUUCCUGUGGAAAGGUUUAAAAUGCAGAGCCUGAGGUUUUUGUUUUUCAGAAAAAUAAAAAUCAUAGAGAUUAGCUAGUGCAAAUGUUAAGCUACAAAUUAUGUUUCAAACUGUGAAAAAAAAAAAGUGUUUUAAAGAAUGAAUGAAAUAAAACCUGAAAAUAAAGCCCUGGUCCUUUGUGUGUGUGCCUGCUCCUGCCAAGAAAUCAAGAGGCUCUAGGUGCUGUGUCCUGGUCAAGCUGAGCAUAAACAAAACCCUUAAUCGCAGUCAGGUCUGGCACAUAUUUUAAGCGACAAUGCAACUAAUUACACUGGUUCUAACAGUAAACAUUAUUUAGCAAUUCAGAAAAACUACACCUUAUCAGCACCACCAUUCUCCCCCCAAUUGUAGCCAGAAGACCAAUUUGAAAUUUAUGCUUUCAGAAUAUUAACUGUAAUUCAAUAGCGUUCUUCCUGCUUCUGGAAUGGGCCAAAAGUAGGAUGUGACAAUUGUACCACUUGUGCAGCAGUGGAUAAGAUGCCCUACAGAACACACAUGCUUUGUCAACAGAAUGUCCUUUCAGAGGUUAUGGUCUUAGAACCCCAAAAGGUAUAUAUUGUACUUUCUCAUUUCAUGGUGUUCCGGGUAUGCAAGGAGAGCUCAUGUCCUCUGAAGGCCACAUAAGAUGGUAAAUACCUGAGAGCACUUCGUGCUUACUCUGAUUUGAAGCAAUACCUCACAAAGGUGAGAAGCAAAGGCAGUGAGAGAGGUUAUCAGGAUAUCUUGCCCCAGGCAAGAAUGCAGAGACAAACCCUACAAUCCCGAAAAGCUGGGUAAGUGUAACAAGGGAUUUAGAAGAGAUGGCAGAAUAGAAUGCUGGAGAUGUAACCAGGACCAAGGAGCCAAAUAUGAUAGAGUGAAUCCCCAGGGACGUGACUCACGUGCUGCCUCCUUGACAACACUGGGGAGGAUACUGAGGGAAGUGGAAACCGUCUCACCGGCAUCAGCUUUUACAUAUCCAGCAUAGGUUUCUUCUGCCCAGUUUCCAGGGAAGCAUCAGACACAUCCAUAGUUUACUAAAAGCAGAGCAAAUCCUUGUGAUCACUGUUAGCACAUCUAUCCCCAACUCAAUUUCCACUGAUGGUGUGAGUUGCCAGAGGUUGCAUCUCUCUGAACCCCUGAAUCCACCCAACCUGGCUGUCAGCUUUUCCAAUUCUUGAGAACAUUUCCACUGCCCUUUAAAAAUUAAGUGGGUACUUUUGGUUUGGCUUAAUUACAGAGGUGAUAAAUCCUUCUUUAAAAUUCAAAUGGCACUAAAGUCUAUAUAUAUUAAAGUAAAAGUAUCUUUGGCUAGAGUUAAUUAACAAAAACUAAAUAAAGCAAA
Molecule: messenger RNA, 4266 nt
Organism: Symphalangus syndactylus (siamang)
Lineage: Eukaryota; Metazoa; Chordata; Mammalia; Primates; Hylobatidae
Gene: VSTM5
Product: V-set and transmembrane domain containing 5
Biological process (GO): positive regulation of excitatory synapse assembly; filopodium assembly
Cellular component (GO): dendrite; plasma membrane; axon
Source: RefSeq, a predicted model, not a curated record